Messenger RNA from Canariomyces notabilis, 2883 nucleotides. Its product is annotated as Cse1-domain-containing protein. The transcript has 6 exons. Gene Ontology annotation, biological process: protein export from nucleus; protein import into nucleus. Bases 1 to 2883 code for a protein of 960 amino acids. The record is from RefSeq and is a predicted model, not a curated record. Gene Ontology annotation, molecular function: nuclear export signal receptor activity; small GTPase binding. NCBI's taxonomy places the organism in Eukaryota, Fungi, Ascomycota, Sordariomycetes, Sordariales, Chaetomiaceae. Gene Ontology annotation, cellular component: nuclear envelope; cytosol.
AUGGCCUCUCCCAUAGACCAUCUCGCCCAGCUACUGAAUGCGACUCUGGAUGCGAAGCAUCAUCGCAAAGCCGAAAAUGCACUCAAGGAAGAGGCCAAGAAGCCGAAAUAUUCUCUCUCCCUUCUGAGCAUCGUCAGCAGUGGAACUCAAUCCUCCAACAUCCGCCUUGCCGCCGCCCUCGCCUUCAAGAACUUCAUCCGCCAUAACUAUGUGGACGAAGAGGGCAACUACAAGCUUCCCCUCGACGAGGUGCAGACCAUCAAGCAGGAGCUUGUUGGCUUGAUGAUCUCAUCCCCACCAGCGAUACAGACACAGCUCGGCGAAGCCAUCAGCAUAAUCGCCGACUCGGAUUUCUGGGAACGAUGGGACACGUUGAUCAGAGACCUUGUCAGCCGCCUCUCCAACACCGACUACAAGGUUACAAAUGGCGUCUUGGAAGUCGCACACUCCAUCUUCGUGCGGUGGCGUCCCCUGUUCCAAUCCAACGAGCUCAACCGGGAGAUUUUGCACGUCGUCGAGACCUUCGGCGACCCCUUCAUCCAGAUGCUGGGUAUUGCGGACCAGCAGAUCGAGGCAAACAAAGACAACGAGACUGCACUCAAGGGCUGGCUCGAGACCAUGAGCCUGCUGACCAGAAUUUUCUACGACCUGUCGUGCCAGGAUCUGCCUCCAGUCAUCGAGACGAACCUGAAGCCCAUUACCGUCAUCCUUCACAAGUAUCUUUCGUACACGAACCCGGUAUUUGACGCCGAAGACGAAGAAGCCACCCCUCUCGAGACGCUCAAGUCAGACAUUUGCGACGCCCUUCAGCUGUUCACGAAUAAGUACGACGAUGACUUUAAGUACUACGUCCAGGAAUUUACAAACAGCGCCUGGAACGUGCUGUCAAGUGUUGGCCCGCAAAAGAGAUACGACAUCCUCACGAGCAAGGCGCUCCAAUUUCUCACAGCUGUCGCGUCGGUGUCCAGCCACGCCCAAAUCUUCAACAACGAGCAGAUCCUGAGCACCAUCGUCGAGAAGGUGGUUCUCCCCAAUGUCUCGCUUAGAGAGUCGGAUAUUGAAAUGUUCGAGGACGAGCCGAUUGAGUUUAUCCGCCGCGACCUGGAAGGCUCGGAUACCGACUCCAGGAGAAGAGCGGCAACCGACUUUUUGCGGAAACUGCUCGAGAAUUUUGAACUUCUCGUGACCGAAGUCGUCUUCAAGUACAUCAACCACUACCUGGCCUUGGGCAAGACCGACUGGAAGGCAAAGGACACUGCCGUCUAUCUCUUCUUGGCCAUCGCUGCAAAGGGCGCCGUCACUGCGGCUCACGGAGUGAGGACGGUAAAUAGCCACGUCAACGUCAUCCAAUUCUUCGAGCAAAACAUCGCUGCAGACCUUCUCUCCGAAGCGACUCAACCUAUCGCCAAGGUGGACGCUAUCAAGUAUCUAUACAAUUUCCGCAGUCAGCUUAACAAGGCGCAGUGGACAACUGCCCUUCAGCCCCUUAUCCAGAACCUGGCCUCAUCCAACUAUGUCGUCUACACCUAUGCGGCGAUUGCUGUAGAGCGAGUACUUUAUUUGACGGAUGAGAACGGGCAGCACUUGUUCCCGCGGAGCGACAUACAACCUUAUGCCAAGGAUCUGCUGGAGCACUUGUUUGCGCUAAUUGAGAAGGACACGUCAGCCGCAAAGCUGCAGGAGAAUGAGUUCUUGAUGAGGUGUAUCAUGAGGGUUCUGAUUGUGAUGAAGGAUGGGGCAGUCGAGUGCGGUAUCGAGAGUAUCCUCACCCACCUGAUCAAUAUCACCAACGUCAUCAAGGAGAAUCCUAGCAACCCGCGUUUCUACUACUACCACUUCGAAGCAAUAGGCGCCCUUGUCAGAUACUGCAGCAGCUCGCCCAAGGUGAACUUGCUAGGUCGGCUUUGGGAGCCUUUCGCGGCCAUCCUUAAUGAGGAUGUCUCUGAAUUUGUCCCUUUUGUCUUUCAGAUUUUUGCCCUGCUCCUCGAGCUCAGUCCGGCGGCUCAAGUACCUGGCGACUUCAAGGUGUUGAUCGAAGCGGUCCUUGCCCCGGGGCCAUGGGAAACAAGGGGCAACGUCCCACCGCUGUCGAGAUUUAUUGUCGCCAUUAUUCCCAGGGCUGGAGAGGAAAUCAAGGCGGAAAACAAGCUGGAGCCGUUCCUGAGUAUCUUCCAGCGUCUGCUUGCCGGGAAGAAGACAGAGCAAAAUGCUUUCGAUAUUCUCGAGGCCAUCGUCGGCACAUUCCCAGGGGACGUCUUGGAACCUUAUUUUGGGACCAUCAUUACACUAGUCUUCAGCAAGCUGCAAACCAACCCAACCGACUCUUACAAGUCGCGGGUCGCCCGUUUCUAUCACCUCGUCUCGGCAAGAGCCGGUGACAAAGGAAAGAUGGGCGCGGACUUCUUCAUCAAGCACGCCGAGGCCAUCCAGGCAAACGUCUUCACCCCCUUUUACCUGACCAUCAUCCUGCCCACCACGGGCCAGUUUGCCCGCCCGGUCGACCGCAAACUGGGCGUCAUCUCGUACACCAAGACACUAUGCGAAUCGGUCGCUUUCGCGGAGCGGUACCAAAAGGGGUGGGGCUUCACGUGCAACAACCUGCUGGAUCUGCUCAAGAACCCGCCGAAGGUGGCGGCUGGGUUCGGGGAUGAGAUUGUUAACGAGGCCGACGUCGAUGACAUUGGGUUCGGCGUCGGGUUCACGCCGCUCAACACGUGCAAGCGCGGGCCGAGGGACGAUUUCCCCGAGAUUCUCGAGGUGGACAAGUGGGUGAGCCAGUACAUGAAGGAGGCGAACCAGCGGCAUGGAGGCAAGAUUAUGACGUUUGUUGCCGAGAGGCUCACGCCCGAAGCCAAGGCUGCGCUGAGCCCCUACUUAGCAUAA